GAACUUAUUGCAGUAAAUUAUAAUUUAUUUCUCAAAAAUAAAUAUUUCGAAAGAAGAACUUCAUUAAAAAUUGAUAAUAUUAAAAACUCUUUCAAAAUAUUCCAACGGCACUCUACUGUCAAAAAACCAAACACCAAACUUCACAUCACCUUUCUAUAGCUAUCUUGAGUAAACAUAACAAAAAAGUCAAAAUUGAUAACAAAUCAUAAACAAAACUUACAAUAUCGAAUAUUUACAUCGUUUCUUUGUCCCAGCGAAAUUCUAUCAAAUUUUAUUACUUCACCCACCACAAACAAAAGUUAAAGUGUAAAUCAUUGCAAGGAUAAACACGGUUCGUUCGACAAUGGCUGAUGAUCAUUCGGAUAGUUCACUAACAUCGAUCGAUGACGAGCGGACAGACAAUACGGAAAAUCUGUGCGAAAACCCAACCCGAGACAUCCUAACCGAGGGAUUUUUCCGCCUCUUCAAGCCAGUCAUCGACGAUCUGGAAAACAACAUCCGUGGUGCAAGCAAAACGCAAAGCGAAUUACGCCAGCAGCUGGAAGAAUUGUCCGGCGAAAUGAAGAAUCUCAACUUCGAGAACGAUCCCGUGUUGCACGAAUAUUUCAAACGUAUGGUACGCGUAAAGCAGAAGGUUGUUGUGAUAAUGAACAUUCUCCAGGGGGCACAGGAAAGACUUGUGAUGUUGUGCCAGCAGCAGGAACUUCAAGCUCCCGUGCCUAGCUCUUGAAGAUUGUGCAUUACCAAAGCUAGCUUAAUGUUUAAUGUUACGUAGCCGUUUGCUUUUCAUUCCCAUACAAAUAAAUAUAUUCAUUUUAUCUACUACCA
Messenger RNA from Anopheles funestus (African malaria mosquito), 828 nucleotides. RefSeq names its product SNAPIN protein homolog (gene Snapin). The transcript has a single exon. Gene Ontology annotation, molecular function: SNARE binding. Bases 344 to 730 code for a protein of 128 amino acids. Gene Ontology annotation, biological process: synaptic vesicle exocytosis; lysosome organization; intracellular protein transport. Lineage: Eukaryota; Metazoa; Arthropoda; Insecta; Diptera; Culicidae. Gene Ontology annotation, cellular component: BORC complex; BLOC-1 complex; synaptic vesicle. The record is from RefSeq and is a predicted model, not a curated record.